Cyanistes caeruleus (blue tit) is the source of this 361-nucleotide messenger RNA. The record is from RefSeq and is a predicted model, not a curated record. NCBI's taxonomy places the organism in Eukaryota, Metazoa, Chordata, Aves, Passeriformes, Paridae.
UCGGCGGAGCACGUGGGCGGCGGCCAUGGCGGGCUCUCCGGAAGCGGCGGAGGAGGCGGAGCAGGGCCCAGAGCCCCCCGCCGGGGCCGCGGUGCGGCGGGGGAAGAGGGUUACCCCGACAGCCGCAGCCCCGCAGCCAGCCAAGCUGAGCCGCGCCGAGCUCUACAAGCCGCCGACCAGCGAGGAGCUGACCCAGCUGAAGGAGACGGAGGAUCUGUUCCACUCCAGCCUGCUCCGCCUGCAGAUUGAAGAGCUUUUGAAAGAGGUGACAUUGAAGGAGACGAAGAAGAAGAGGAUUGAUGUCUUCCUUCAUGAAAUUAACAGCCUGCUGAGCACCAUCCCAAAGACUCCAGAAACUGAA